AGCGGAAGUGUUGCCGAGCCCCAGAUUUCCCUCUCAUUUGACCACAGAGGGGUCUAUCAGGCCUGGUCCUGGUUCUGGUUCUCCCGUGCCCCCUUUCCCUGAGCGGGUGCAGCAAUACGGCCUGGGUCUCCACCACGUGGUGUCGGUGUUGGUUCCCAGCUAGACCUGACGGGGCAGCGAGGGGAAGCUCUGCUCCUGGCCGGAGUUGAAGCUGCUGCUGCCGGGGGCGGAGCCGUCCACCUCCCGCUGGAGCUCCAACUGCAGGUCUGACAGCAGAGCAAAUAAAACAAACCUGUUUGGCUUGCUGCAACCAGGAAACCAAUCAAAGAGUCUAACGACAACAGAAAGAGAGAGAGAGAGACUUCAAGAAAGAGAAAAAAAGAAGAAGCAGAGACAUUUCAGCCAAUGACAGAGGACAUGUUUCCGCUGUGAUGGGAGUAGGUGUCUCCUUUCUGCUGACCCUGACAAUGUGGGACUGCUGUGCUGACGAGAUGUGCGCAUGAUGAAUACUGGUCUGACUGAGGAUUGAGAGUGGAUCUUGUGGAUCUCCAGGGCCAAAAUGCUAAGCUUGGAGGGCAUCUUUAGAGAUGGCGUUAUCACACAUGCCCUCCAUUGUUGGAUACUGUAAUACUGUUGGAUUAUUAUCAUAUGGAUCAAGCAUGGAUGCUGUUUGCGGAGGCUAAGAUGUGUGUUUUUCAGAUGAAGUUGGGAACUCACAAAAGCCACCGUGAAGUCAAUAAAUACCGCCUUAAAACUUGAGCCAGAGUGAACAGCUGAUUCACAUAUUCAAAAGAGAGCUUUCACAACUCUCAAAACAGUAGGUCCAUUAUUACUUAAUGCCACACCUAUUUAAAUAGGGACGGACUGACUUUUAAGGUUUGAUUCACAUCACUUCACAAGAGCGGAAUGAUGGCGGCAGCAGGUUCAGGAGCCUCCCUGAGCCCAACAUUGAGUUCCCAGUCCCUCACCAGUGGAGACCUGCGGCUGGUGAACAAGGCCCUCAAAAGACUGGACAAGCUCCACGAGCUGUCCACUAAUCCCCGGCUGGGCCUGAGGAACAGUCCACCAUACCUGCCAGAGCUGGUAUCAGAGACAACAACACUGCUCACACAGGUGUGGGAGCCCUACCGAGGCUCCAGGGCAGCAGGCAGCCAGGUGGCCCGGGGAGAUGAGGCCAAGUACCUGAGGGUCCAUAUCAGAAACCUGCUGGAUAAGGCCGACAGAGCGUUGCUGCUGUUUAAAGAGGGGCGGGAGAAGAUAUUCGAGGAGACAUCCAGCUGCAGGAAGAACUUGACCAAACUGUCUUUGCUGUUCAGUCACAUGCUCUGGGAGCUGAGGGCCAUGUUUCCAGGGGGCAGUUUUCAAGGUGACACCUACAAGCUGACUAAGACAGAAGCUAAGGAGUUUUGGAUGCGUUCAUUUGGAAAAAAGUGUAUCGUGAGGUGGAACAUUUUCAAAGAGCAGCUGUGGAGUGUACACAACUUUGAGGAAGGGAUGGAGUCCAUGGCCCUGAAGUCAACCAUAGAUCUCACCUGUAAUGACCACAUCACUGUGUUUGAGUUUGACAUAUUCACCAGACUGUUUCAGCCCUGGAGGUCACUCAUAAGGAACUGGAACCAGCUAGCAGUGACUCAUCCAGGCUACAUGGCCUUCCUCACCUAUGAUCAGGUCAUCGCUCGUCUGGAACACUUCCUGCACAGACCUGGGAGCUAUAUCUUCCGCCUAAGCUGCACAAGAAUGGGCCAGUGGGCGAUUGGCCAUGUGACCAGUCAAGGUGGCAUCAUCCAGACCAUCCCCCAGAAUACACCUCUCUACCAGGCACUCAUUCAGGGCUUCAAGGAAUGCUGCUACCUGUACCCAGAUGGCCGCGACGUUAACCCCGACCUGACCAGCUUGCAUGAACCGGCCCAGAGGGGCAAAGUCAAAGUUACAGAGGAGCAGUAUGAGCUUUACUGUGACAUAGGCAGCACCUUCCAGCUGUGUAAGAUCUGUGCGGAGAGGGAUAAGGACACUCGUAUUCAGCCCUGUGGGCAUCUCCUGUGCCAACCCUGCCUCACAGGCUGGCAGCAGAAGUCAGCUGACCACACCUGCCCGUACUGUCGCUGCGACAUCAGAGGAACGGAGUCCAUCCUCGUCGAGCCUUACCGGUCAGGCAGCGGGAAGCGGGAGGAUGAGGGGGUUGAGGAUGAAGAGGAGGACGACCAUGAGGACAUUGAACUGAUAGUAAAAGAAAUGGCUGCCCUGAGGAAGCAGGCGGACGGUGGCAAUGAAGCACGUAGAAGACACAAAAACAGACAUAAAUGAAAAGGUGGAGCAACGGGGCUCGGACGGUCCAGUCAAACAGACGGAGACAUAAAGAGAGGGAGGAGUGGAGAGCAGGACUCAGAGAAGACAACGGUGACCCGGCAGACAUGACGAGAACAAUGUCGUCCUGAUAGAAAAGAAACUUCCGCAAAAUAAAGACUCUUUUACGAAAGGGAGAAAUACU
Molecule: messenger RNA, 2488 nt
Organism: Pseudoliparis swirei
Lineage: Eukaryota; Metazoa; Chordata; Actinopteri; Perciformes; Liparidae
Gene: cblc
Product: Cbl proto-oncogene C, E3 ubiquitin protein ligase
Exons: 12
Coding region: 907-2304 (465 amino acids)
Biological process (GO): negative regulation of epidermal growth factor-activated receptor activity; cell surface receptor signaling pathway
Cellular component (GO): membrane raft; plasma membrane
Molecular function (GO): calcium ion binding; ubiquitin protein ligase activity; receptor tyrosine kinase binding
Source: RefSeq, a predicted model, not a curated record